Drosophila kikkawai is the source of this 2047-nucleotide messenger RNA. RefSeq names its product pachytene checkpoint 2 protein (gene pch2). The record is from RefSeq and is a predicted model, not a curated record. NCBI's taxonomy places the organism in Eukaryota, Metazoa, Arthropoda, Insecta, Diptera, Drosophilidae. Gene Ontology annotation, biological process: reciprocal meiotic recombination; meiotic recombination checkpoint signaling. Gene Ontology annotation, molecular function: ATP binding; ATP hydrolysis activity. Gene Ontology annotation, cellular component: chromosome; nucleus.
UCUACAUUUUGUGUGUUUCCGCGACUUUUUAAAGGUAAACUUUAUUUGCAAAAUGAGUUUCCUGAGCAACAGCAGCACUGUCCACGUGGAGGUUCGCGUGAAGUGCCUCAACCUGGGUUUGGGAGAUAUGCGAGACCGAUUGGAGCCGGCGUUGAAAACUUAUGUGCAGUCGGCCAGAAACCUGCCGCACAAUGUUCCCCUUAUCCCGACUCUGCCUGAAGAAAAGAGUCCGCUGGUGGAAAACGUACUCCUGGAGUGCGACAGUGACGGCGGACAGCAGAUAAAUCCGUCGUCCCACAACAAGUUUCGUUUCCAUUUCUAUAAGCUUCAUCCAACAAAUGCCGGUGCCGGGCUCUUCGAUGAAAGCGGCAAUGGCGAUGGCAUCGAUAGCGUCAUAGCAGCCCAUCACGUUCUGCUGCCGGCCAGCCAGUUUGAGGGCCUCUGGGAGAAUCUGAUCUACGAGAGCGGACUGAAGGAGAAGCUGCUCAAGUUCGCCCUGUCCGCCCUGAGCUUCUCGCAGCAUCAGGUGGACACGAAUGUGAUUGCCUGCAACCGGCUGUUGCUGCUCCAUGGUCCGCCAGGAACGGGCAAAACAAGCCUGUGCAAGGCGCUGACCCAGAAGCUAGCUAUUCGGACACAGGAGAGCUAUGCGUACACCCACCUGGUGGAGAUCAACAGUCACAGUCUGUUCUCCAAGUGGUUCUCGGAGAGCGGUAAGCUUGUGGCGCGUCUGUUCUCGAAAAUCGCCGAGUUGGUGGCGGACCGCAACAACCUGGUCUGUGUUCUUAUCGACGAAGUGGAGUCGCUGGCUUACGCCAGAAGCGCCAUGUCCAGCAAUGAGCCCAGGGACGCCAUGCGUGUGGUGAAUGCGGUGCUGACCCAGCUGGAUGAUAUUAAGACUUGUUCCAACGUGCUCAUCCUGGCCACCUCCAACCUGGCGCAGACCAUUGAUCUGGCCUUCCUGGAUCGUGCUGAUAUCCGUCAGUAUAUCGGACUUCCGGGAUUGCCGGCUAUUCGCUCCAUUUACAAGUCCAUGUUGAAUGAGCUCAUGUCGAAGGGCAUCCUGCAGCGGGAGGAUUUGGAGACGGAGGACGCCGAGGAGGGACUUUUGUCAAAUUUGGCCGAAAUGAGCAGCGGCCUAAGUGGUCGCACCCUGCGAAAGCUGCCGCUCCUGGCCCACACCCAGUACACCAGCAGCCAGCUCUACGAAGAGAACGAGAAGAUCAGCCUGUCGGACUUUCUGGACGCCAUGCGUUUGGCCUUGGAGCAGCACUUGGGUGAGCAGCGACUACUGAAGCUGGAGUCCCUGGAGCAACUCUGAGGCUACUUCAUAUUUACCAAUUUCUCUCAUAAGUCCAAAUACUAAAAAAAAAUAGAAACACCCUUCACCCACACCCACUCCCACACCCACUUUAUGUCCAUCAAAUGGGAUACUUUGUAAACUUCAAUUUGCUGCUAUGAAAAACAAUCCGAGGCAGAGGACCAAUCCUGUCCCCAUCCUGUUAGCUGCUUCGUUUCAUUUGCACACGACACAGAGAUUUUCCCAUUUCUUUAUCCGGCUUUUGAUGUGAAAAUCAAGCGUGAAAUCUUGUUAUUUGCUUGCAAGCUUCUACUUCGACUGCCCAGGCAGGACCUCAUCUCAAGCGUUCCACGGAUGGAUCUGUACCCUGUACCCUGCACCCAUCACCCUUCCCUCUCAUCGAUAUGCACAGACAUCGGACAUUGGACUUGGACCCUACGCAAUCUCAGCACUUUUGCUUUGCCCUCCCUUCGCAUAGGAGAGCAGAAGCCCUCUUGAGUCCGGCACAUGUCGAAGCCACGGGAUGAUGGCGCUGCAGGGUGGCACACCAAGUUAUUGCAAGUGCAAGUGACGACUAAUCAAAUUCGGUUGACGAUUUGAUUCUGUAUUGACGCUGCCUGUUGAUCCACAUCAUCCAUUUGGAAUCUACCACUUACUCGCAGCAUAAGCUUGGUCCAAAACACGGAAAUCGAAAUAAAACAAACAUACUGUGUGGCUCAAGUGCCUUCACAUCGUUUUCAGAUUGCA